GAUAGUGAAAGUAGUCCCAUGAUCAACACUGGGCAUUAAUUGGAAUAAAAUUGAAGGAUCUAGGAAGAAGCUGUAGCACUGUUUUGUUCAAGAUGAUCAAGGCUAUUUUGGUGUUCAACAAUCAGGGGAAACCUAGAAUAUCAAAGUUCUACACUUACUACAAUGAAGACGAGCAGCAGGCUAUCAUCAAGGAAGUCUAUCAUCUGGUCUCUAGGAGAGAUGAUAAUAUCUGCAACUUCUUAGAGGGGUCUUCUAAACUUGGGGGAGGUGAUUUCCGGCUCAUCUACCGUCAUUAUGCCACUCUCUAUUUCGUAUUCUGUGUGGACUCUUGUGAGAGCGAGCUCGGAGUGCUCGACCUUAUUCAGGUGUUUGUAGAGACUCUUGAUCGCUGUUUUGAGAACGUGUGUGAGCUUGAUCUCAUCUUCCACAUGGACAAGGUUCAUAACAUCAUGAGUGAGAUUUGCAUUGGUGGGAUGGUGCUGGAGACUAACAUGAGCGAGAUACUUGUCCAUGUGGAUGCUCAGACUAAACUGGAGAAGUCUGAGACCUCGCCCACCAGUGCCAUUAAGAGUACAAUGUCGUCUGCUCCCAAUAAAGCACUGUCUGCAGUCAAGAACAUUCAGAACUCUGGUCUCAAGCUACCAAGUGCUAGCAGCCUCAAGCUGCCAUCUUUUAAACUGCACUAGUGUGUUUAGAAAUAGAUAGAAGUUUAGUUGCUUUGUAUGUGUGUGUGUGCUCAUGGUUUAUAAAAUUUCUCGAGGUACAAAAAACUUGGUAUUAUGCAUGUGUACAUAAACGAUUAUUACCAGCAAGUGUGCGUUAAUUAGAACAGUGUAUUUACCUGCUACGAGCCCCGCCCCGUUCCUCUUGCGGUACUUGAUAUACACAAUAAAAGCUGUACAAAAGGGAAGCUUUGUUCACACUACCUUACUCUCCCGACAGUCUCCUCCACCAUACUAACACUCAGACAGAUGGCCAGCGACCCUACCGACCUACCUACAGCAGAGGCUGACUCCUUCGGUCCUCCCCACGCUCACGCUGUGUCUGGCUCCCUUCACCUCUGGAUCAUCCUGCCAGGGCUGGCCAUAUUGGUCCUCGUAGGAUUCAUGUUCUACAAGCUCAUCCGGUCCCAGAACGACAGAGAGAGGAAGAAGCUGGAGAAGAAGAAGCUCAAGCAAGAAAAGAAGGAGAAAAAGAAAUCAAAAUAAUCUUUUAUAGCUAUGGACAAUAGGAAAAAUCAUCUUUUAUUUUUGGCUGUAGACGAUAUUUACAACUAGGUAUUACCUUCACUAUUUGUAAACAUGACCCACCACAUGUUUAAAAUUUACAUUACUAUGGCAACAAGAA
Molecule: messenger RNA, 1347 nt
Organism: Halichondria panicea
Lineage: Eukaryota; Metazoa; Porifera; Demospongiae; Suberitida; Halichondriidae
Product: AP-3 complex subunit sigma-1-like
Exons: 7
Coding region: 93-686 (197 amino acids)
Biological process (GO): intracellular protein transport; Golgi to vacuole transport
Cellular component (GO): AP-3 adaptor complex; membrane coat; intracellular membrane-bounded organelle
Source: RefSeq, a predicted model, not a curated record